This is a messenger RNA of Amphibalanus amphitrite, 4797 nucleotides long. RefSeq lists its product as uncharacterized. Gene Ontology annotation, molecular function: protein binding. NCBI's taxonomy places the organism in Eukaryota, Metazoa, Arthropoda, Thecostraca, Balanomorpha, Balanidae. The transcript has 11 exons. The record is from RefSeq and is a predicted model, not a curated record. Gene Ontology annotation, cellular component: plasma membrane. Bases 182 to 4168 code for a protein of 1328 amino acids.
UGGCAGAGACGGGGCCGACGCCGAGCCGACAGGAGCGGAGCGCAGGAGCACAGCGGAGGUGACGGGUCGGGUUGUGGUAGUCAGAGACGGACCCGCGAGUGGUGCAGGGGAGACUGAGGGGUCGGGAGGAGACGCGGGGUAGUCGGACUGAGUGUGACGUGAACGAGAUCCCCGGGCCGCCAUGGGGGACGAGCGGCACAUCCCGUUUCUGGGUUUCGGCGGUGGCGGAGGCGGCGGCACCAACUAUGAGCACUCGUUCGAGCUGCGCGCCCAGCAGGUGCCCGUGCAGAGCCGGCACUUUGCGGCGCCGCCCCCACAGCAGGUGAGCCGGCCGCGCACCCGCCAGCGCUCCGUGGCCGACCUGGAGCGCUCGCGGCGCUGGCAGGGCCGCAUGGCCCGCGAGCCGAGCCACGCCGAGAGCGACCUGUCGUCGACCCUGAGCAGCACCAGCGGCACCGUCAACUGGAGUCCAACGCCGGGCCGCAGACCGGCCACCGCGGCAGAGGUGGAUAACAUGUCGUACGUCCACCCCAAGGACUGGUCAGACGACCGGCUGACGCUGUACCCCCAGCUGACGUCCACGCCGCUGAGUCGCGGCGGACCGCAGACGCCGAGUGCGCCGUACCGGGGCCAGGCGCCGACCGUCACCGGGCGCACCCAGCUGCCGCUGCCGUCGGACGCGGUGCCGACGCGCGGCGGCCCCCUCCGCGGCUCCACACUGCACGUGCAGGGCUACAGCAGCCAGCGGCCGCCGCCCGAGAUCGUCUACCAGCCGGGACGGCCGCGCGAGCGCAGCCUCGACCACGGGAACGUGUUCCGCGGCGGCCGGGGCCCUGCCGGCCUGCACCGGACCGGCGCCUCGACACCGUCCCAUCCGGCCUACCCGGCGCCGUCCGCCGGCGUCGGCGUCAGCGUCGGCGCCGGCGAUAUGAGCUGCGAGUCGAGCUACAUCUCCAACGACAGCUUCGAGUCGCGGCCGCCGACCAACCCGCUCAUCAGCAAGCGCGGCAUCCCGUCCAUCUCCAGCGGUAUCCCCACCAUGGGCACCUCCACCAUACACGGCCGGUACCUGCCGGGGGGCGCCGCAGGAGGGGCACUGGGAACAGCCUCCGGCGCCGGCGGCGGCCGCUACCUCCCACCAGCCGCGCUCGGCUCGCACUACAUCCCCGGCGUCACCGGCACAGAGAAACUGAGCGGCCACGCCGGAUGCGGCAAGGAGGUGGCCUUUCGGCUAAAGCAGAGCCGGCUGGCCGGCAUGUGGAGGAAGAUGGCCGACAGCGGCUCGGGCGCCGGAGCCGGCGGACGGAGGCGCUCCUGUCUGCUGCUCUGCCUGCUGCUCUUCUGUAUCGGCCUGCUGAUUGGCGCUGUCAGCGUAGUAGUCUACCUCACAGUGGCGCCGGACGUCCGGAGAAGCGACGCCACCGCAACGGAUGCGGCGACAGAUGACGAUCCAGGCGACAUGAUGGCGUUCCAAGGCCAGUUCACGAUCACAAAUAAGGUGUUUCAAGAGGGCUACCGAGACCCAGGAUCGGACGAGUACCGUCGACUCGCAACGGAAAUCGAGACGCAGCUCAACAAGCUGUUCCGAAAGUCUAACCUGUCGAGCGUCUACAACGAGUCGCUGGUGCUGGGUCUGGAGCCGGCCUACCUGGAUGGUCAGCGAAACAUGACGGCGGUGACGGUCCUGGUGCGACUGAACGAGCCGCGGCCGGACGGAGCCAUCGGCAUCGGCACCAGCUUCAUCGAGGGCAUGCGGAACGCCCACCGACGGAUGUGGCUCGGCCGCCGCAUCACCGUCAAACUGGACGAUAUCUCGUUCUCAGUGUCUCGCUCGGCGGUGCCGCCGCCCCCUCCGGUGACCCGGCCGUCGCUGCCGCCGUCCAUCGACGUGCGCUGGGGCGAGUGGGAGGCUUGGGCGCCCUGCGUGCCCUGUCGACCAUCGUACACCCAAACCCGAGAGCGGCGCUGCCUGCUCAACAACGGCUCCGGCGUGCUGCUCGAUCCGGGAAACAUCGGCCCGUGCCUGACACUGCACCAGGGAGCCGACAUCGAGACCAGGCCGUGUGUCUGCUCCGAGGAGGAGUCGGGAGACGGGACGGAGGAGGAUGGAGAUCAGAAGGAGCAGGAGACGGACCAGGAGACGGGUCAGGAGACGGGACAGGAGACGGGACAGGAGACGCCGCGACCCGACACGCCUCCGCCGCCGCCGUCCAGCAGUCUUCCGAACGAGCCUCGUCCCCGUCCCAGCCGCACGUGCGACCAGUGCCGAGAGGAUGAGGUGUGUGUUCAGCUCAGUGGAGAGGCCAUGCCGGACUGCCACGUGCCGGCCGAUGCCGACGACCCUCUGGGCUGCGGUGGCCUCUGCAAACUGGAGGUGGAGCAGUGUCGUCAGAUCUCCGACAAAGGCUACCAGUGUCUGGACGAGUCUCUCUGCAAAGAGGACGAGUUCCGGUGUCUGCACGGCGCCUGUCUGAAGCGGCACAUGCGCUGUGACGGCCACGCCAACUGCUCCGACUGGGACCUCUCUGACGAGCAGGACUGUGAGUGCGGCGGCCCGGAUCACUUCCAGUGCGGCAACCACACCUCCUGUCUGCCGCUGCGACUGCGCUGCGACGGAAAGCCCGACUGCUGGGACGGCUUUGACGAGGUCGACUGUCCCUCGUGUCCGGGCGAGUUCCAGUGCGCCAGCGGCCAGUGUCUGGCGCGCGGCCUGGUCUGUGACCAGUUCCCCGACUGUAGCGACUCGUCCGAUGAGUUCGCCGGCUGCCGGCCGCCCUGUGCUCGCGGCCAGUUUGUGUGCCGAACGGGCCGCUGUCUGGCCACGGCCGCCGUCUGCGACGGAGUCGACGACUGCGGCGACGGUAGCGACGAGGACCGGUGCCAGUACACGACGUCCGCCGGCGGCCGCGCGCGACGCAGCACCUCCGAGGCCCCCAGGGUGGGCGGCGGCGGCGCCGACGAUGACGACGUCACCACCUCUGCCGCCCCUGUCUUCAGCUCCCCCAGCACCGCCGGCUCCACCGGCAGCGCUGCUUCUGCCGCCACUGGUGCUCCCUCCGCGGGCACCGCUGGCUCCGGUGUGGCCUCCAGCACCAGCACUGCCUCGCCCACGGCAACUCUGAGAGCUGGUGCCAGUCAAACAGUCGUCACAGAGCCUCACGGGGAGGCGGGUGGUGGUGCUGGCGGCUCCCAGCCAGCCCCGGCGACUGAUAAGCCGUCUGAAGAGACUGCUGGCUCCCUUCCUAACGAGCAUAGUUCGCCGCUCCCCACCACAGCACCAGUCACCGGCGGAUACGUGCCAGCUGCCGCGCCGGACGCAGAGGCCGCGGUGGCAGUGACGGAGAACUCUGAGGGGCAGGCUGGGGCGACUUCUGCUGGGGCGACCAUGGCGCCAUCUAUGGCAGUCGCUCCUGUGACAAACAGAGCAGCGAGGAGCGAAGACGGGACAACCCCAGCAGAUUCAGAAGCCGUCAAACCUAGGGCGACACAUACCGCUAAACCAACAGAAGUCGUUAGUUCAGCAGCUGCCGCCCCAAACAAACCUGCCUUAUCAACCACAACCACAAGCAAAAAUGUCGAACCGGCGACAUUAGAACCAUCUACAGAAAUGACAGCAGCACGAGAUACUAAGCCUACGAGUACCACAACAGCCUCCUCUACAACCCUUGAAGAUGUUGUAGAUAUUCAGAGUUCAUAUGCAACAACGGUUGUGAGUACCGGACAGGCAACUCAGACUACCUCUCCAAGUACUUCUGCCACUACAUCAACAGCAAUGGCUAGGAGCAAGAACAUAACUACAACUGCUACUGCAACUACAACUACAGCUGCCACUACAGCUGCCACUACUACUACAACUACAACUACCACUACUACCACAACUACACGUACAACUACCACUACAAGUACCACUAGGGCGACCACUAGAGCGACCACUAGAACAACCACUACAACUACACCCACUACGACAACCACGACGACAGCUAAAUCAACUACAACUAUGAGAAAAGAGCCCACAACAACUACCACCACCACAACCACGACCACAACAACGACCAAACGACCCACAACAACAACUACCACCACCACGACCACGACCACAACAGCGACCAAACGACCAACAACAACCACCAAACAUUUUGUCUUAAAAAUUGCCUUUGGAAAGAGAUAGCUCGUAGUCUGUCAGCGAUAGUUAUCCCAGCCGCUGCGCUGCUAGAAGGCGUUUAUCCCAAUGACAGUGGUCUGACGUAUCCCGAACCUACCACACCAUUGUCGCCGUUGCUUGGAGUCGCAGUUGGGACAUGUGAGCUAGUCAGGGCCGAGAGUCAGCUAGUGAGACGUUGCCGGUGACUGACGUUUGAUGAGGCGAUCGGUCGCAGUGUGUCACGUGAGUGUAGUGGACACCCGAUCGGACACCAACAGCCAACACGUGCUUUUGUGACGGAGAUGCGGCGGUUUUAGCUGGCGAUGUGAGCGCCCGGACACUGAUAACCAAAGAUGAUGAACUGCGCCGGCCGGGCCGCGUGGCCUUUGGCUCCGCCGGCGGUCUGCACACUGUGUUUGCCUAGUCAUAUUCCCGUAUUGUGCAGUGUGGAGUCUGCGAGGCGCGAAGUCCGGGCGCUGUCGGGGGGUCGGCUGACCGGCCGGGGGCCGGUACAGCUCAGACGGUCGACGGACCCUCAGCACUGGGCCCUGUUUUAUGUGCGUCUAGUGUUGGUUGUGAGAGUUUGACCAGAUUUGUGAAUCCAUUGUGUAUAUAUGAUAUACCUAUGACAAAUAUAUACUAUAUUAUUUAUAAAA